Messenger RNA from Cryptomeria japonica (Japanese cedar), 803 nucleotides. RefSeq names its product 36.4 kDa proline-rich protein. The record is from RefSeq and is a predicted model, not a curated record. The transcript has a single exon. NCBI's taxonomy places the organism in Eukaryota, Viridiplantae, Streptophyta, Pinopsida, Cupressales, Cupressaceae. Bases 53 to 529 code for a protein of 158 amino acids.
GCAGCUUUCAUCGGAUAUCAUUUGCUUCCUUGAUUGUGAUCAAGAAACAUAAAUGAAUAUGAGAAACGGUGCAGUAUUGGUGGUUAUGGUUAUUGUUUGCUUUGCAAGUAUCAUGGCUCCUGCUGUGGAAGCUAAGUGUCCUCCUCCUCCACCUCACAAAAGAAAAACUCCUCCCCCGCCACCUCCCAAAACUUCAUCAUCUCCUCCUCCUCCUCCUACCACAACUCUUUCUCCUCCGCCGCCACCCGGUUCAUCAAGUGGGGGAAGUUGUCCGCUAAAUGCAUUGAAAUUGGGAGCCUGUGUGGAUGUGCUGGGAGGACUGGUAAAUGCUACCAUUGGAGAUCCCGCUGUGAACACGUGCUGCCCUGUUUUGCAAGGUGUUUUGGAAAUCGAGGCAGCCCUGUGUUUGUGUACAACUAUUCGGCUUAAGCUUUUGAACCUGAACAUCAUCCUUCCCAUCGCUCUUGAGCUCUUCGUUCAAUGUGGACUCACCCCUCCACCUGGAUUUACUUGCCCACCCCUUAGUUAAAUGUGGGAACUCUGCAACAGCACGCCUCUUUCUAGAACGUACAUAUAGAUAUGGUGUUGGAUUUGAUUUGAUUUAUUUUUUCUCUUGAAAUGUAUUCUGUGUUUCCCCUAUAUUCAUUUGUACGGUUAUCAGUGGCAAUGACCAAGGAGAUGAAAGAAUGACCGCUUGCGGUUUGUAAACUCAGUUGCGUAGUGUCAGGAUAGAUUCAUCGGUACAAAUAAACUACUGCAACCAUUUUGAAAUUUGAAUAAAAGUCCAAGCUAAUAUUCUUUGG